UCUGAAGGUGUUUCAGCACAGUCCUUCCUUCAGACAUUCACGCUAGCAAGCUCAGCAUUCAAUCUUCAAGUGGCCUCUCCUGGGGGAAAGGCAUUGGAUUUUUUGGGAAUCAGUGAAUCGGACACAAGAUGGUUCCAGGAAUUUCAGUUGAAGCCGUAUGCCAACCCAGCAAAACUGGAAUCUAUAGAUGGUUCUCGUUAUCAUGCACUUUUAAUCCCACAUUGUCCCGGGGCUAUGACUGACUUGGCAAACAGUGGCUAUCUGGCUAGAAUUUUGCAGCACUUCAAAGCAGAGAAGAAACCUGUUUGUGCUGUUGGUCAUGGUGUGACUGCCUUGUGUUGUGUUAUUGCUGAGGAUAAGUCCUGGAUAUUUCAAGACUACAGUCUUACUGGGCCUUCUGUAUUUGAGCUUGUCCGUCUGCCUGACUAUGGCAGCCUGCCUCUUAUCCUGGAAGACUUUGCUAAAGAUGCUGGAGCAACAUUUAGUGCUAGUGAGCCAGAUGCUGUUCAUGUUGUUCUGGACAGACAUCUGAUAACGGGACAGAAUGAAAACUCCACAAUGGCUGCUGUUCAGAAUCUGAUCUUGCUCUGCAAUGGAAGGUGGGUGCCAGCUUUCUGUCUGUUUGGUUGUAUCAAUAUGCUGAUGUUAUGUGUGUAA
Molecule: messenger RNA, 657 nt
Organism: Staurois parvus
Lineage: Eukaryota; Metazoa; Chordata; Amphibia; Anura; Ranidae
Source: the annotation of a GenBank genome assembly